This is a messenger RNA of Macroventuria anomochaeta, 2343 nucleotides long. RefSeq lists its product as uncharacterized. The record is from RefSeq and is a predicted model, not a curated record. The transcript is spliced from 3 exons. The coding region runs from base 462 to 1949 and encodes 495 amino acids. NCBI's taxonomy places the organism in Eukaryota, Fungi, Ascomycota, Dothideomycetes, Pleosporales, Didymellaceae.
CCCUGAUCUGAGCAUUCCUUCAUUUCUCCUAGAAUACAACCCAGGCCCUGGUAAUAUCCGUUCGUUUCCCCUCUCUCCCCUUCCUUCUUUUGUUCGCCCUUGCGGCUCGUCAUUCUUUUGCCUUUGGCUGUCUGUCGCUCCUUUGCAACACCCACACUCGCUAUCAAUACCAUCGACACUCUUUUCUGUGCAGACUGAAUCAAGCAACAAGCCAACAGAUUGGAAGUCCUGGCGGCUAAGGGUAGGAUUCAUUCACUUUGAACGUUCACCGUCACCACCCAUCACGUCUGCCAAAGUAUCCCUCACUGGACCGCCAAUUGAUAUCCGCUCGUCACACUCGAACAGCGAAAGCAGCAAACGAUAUAAGCGAGCGCAAAGUGAUCGUCCUCGAUAAUCAAGCGCCACCAAGGACCGCAUUUCUUCGACUAUACCCCUGAUAUCACCAACCGUACAUAUCAGCCAUGAAGUCCACGACUACCCUCUCCGUCGCUGCGGCGCUCCUCUCUGGUUCCGCUGAGGCUUUCUGGCGCAUGCCCUGUUAUUCCAGGACUGCUUUCCUCCGUCUCGAUCCCAUUGUCGACCCGGGUGUCGUCUCCUCCCACGGCCACGUCAUUCACGGUGGUAGCAACUUCGGCGAAUCGACUACCUACGAGGACCUUCGAGCUUCCAACUGCUCAUCUUGCCAGUUCUCCGACGACAAGUCUGCCUACUGGACGCCCUCCCUGCACUUCGCCCACACCAAUGGCAAGACUGAAGUCGUGUCCCAGGUCGGCGGUAUGCUCGCAUACUACCUCCUCCUUGGAGACGACAUCCAGCCCUUCCCCGAGGGUUUCGAAGUUCUCGCAGGUGACUCUCGCCUGCGUAACUUCAGCGGUACCGUCCCCGACCCGCCAACAUCAUCCUGGGGCGCCGAGGACAUGACCCAGGAGUCGCUCGGCCAGAAGUCCCUCGGCUUCAACUGCCUCAACUACGACCGCGCGCCCGAAGGCUCUCGCUACCGCCACUUCAUGCCGGACAAGGACUACCUCGACGCCAACUGCAUCGACGGUAUCCGUGCUGAGAUCUUCUUCCCCUCGUGCUGGAAUGGCAAGGACGUCAAGUCCGAUGACCACAAGUCGCACGUCGCAUAUCCCAACCUGAUUGACGGUGGCAAGUGCCCCGAAGGCUACGAGACCCGCCUCCCCUCCCUCUUCUACGAGACUAUCUGGAACACCUACGCCUUCAAGGGCAAGUCUGGCCAAUUCAUCUGGUCCAACGGCGACCCGACCGGCUACGGCUACCACGCUGACUUCAUCAACGGCUGGAACACGGAAACACUGCGCUCCGCUGUCAACGACUGCACGAACCCCUCCGGCCGCGUCGAGGACUGCCAGCACUUCACCCCUUCGCUGCAGACUGAAGCUGAGCAGGGCGAGUGCAAGAUCGAAGACAUCCCCACCGCGCUACUCAACGACGACUGCGGCGGACCCUCUGACGGCCUCUGCGGAAACGUGCCUGUUCAGUAUGGCCCUGAGUACGCUUCCGCGCUCCAGCCCGGCGCGACUGAGAAGCCCACCGGCGGCGUAUCAAUCACAUCCGUCGCCCCCGUCCCUACGCAAUCCUACGCACCCGCUCGCUCCAAGAUCACAGACAAGUGGGGUGGCGGUAUCAGCGUGUACAACGUCAAGACCUCCUCUGUGCCCGGUCCCUACAACACCGAUGCGCUUGAUGUUGCUAAGCCGAGCAAGGCCGCUGCGUCAUCUGCUGCGGCGCCGGCUGUUACGCCCAGCCCGUCUCUUGAGGAUGCAGCGGACCCUGUCGGCAGCAUCAUCUCGACUAAGAUCUACACUGAGGGCGGUAUUGUGUACGAGGUCGCGAUCGAGGAGGUCGUCGUUACUACCACUGUUGAUGCAGCGUACCGCAAGGCUAGGAGGCACGCGCAUGCGCACCACCGCCGCGAGUUCCACUAAGCAUGUCCCGCAUCUUUGGUGCCUCGACUCCAGCCCUCAGUAUUCUUAUUGCAUCAUGAUACAGCAGCAUGGGCGGUGUUCGCGUGUCAAAAGCUCAAAAAGCUUCCCCCUUUAACCUCCUCGCGAGACGAUCUGAUUCCUCCUGGUGUGCAUGUUCUGGCGGGACGGAUUGGAUUUUGGUAUAUAGCAAAGAUUUGGAGGCUUGGUGACUGAUGGUUCUCUUCUUCUUGCGUACUUGCGUUGCCUUUUGCGUUUUGGCGCUGUAGUAGAAGGCUGUGCCGGAUACGCACGUGCUUGCUUCACUGAUAGAAUGAAAGAAGGGGGUAGUGAUGACCUUGUUGCUACUCGGCUUGUUUUAGUUAUGAUAUCCAAUACAUUGCAAGAUUCGCCCCGA